UUUAAGGCCAGAAUUCAGGGCAGAGAAUCCCCGUAUGAGCGGAAUGUCGGCCGUAUGAGCGUGCCGAGCGACGGGAACACGGCCGCCUGCGAUGGAAGAGGGCCAGGUGAGGGCUCGGAGGAGGCGAGAGGCAAGCAAGUGGAGAUCUUGACGAGGCAAGUCGAGGAGCUGCAGAGGAAGCUGAAAGGGGACACACUGGCGGACGAAAACGACGUACGUCGGGCACAAAACAACAAGAAGAAGAAAUCGCGGAACUUACAGCUUCUCUUCUACAUGUAUCUGUGUGUGUUUUCUCUAUCUCUCAGGCGUUACGUUGCCAGAUCUUGCAGAUCCAGGAGGACUGGCACGCUGCCCAGGACACCUUCAUCACGCUGCAGUCGGUAAGCGCACCGCCCACGCAGCCACAACGAACGCACCCAGUUGACAUACUAUCUGGAUCCCCUCUCUCCAUCUCACAACGUGCAGAGCCUUCACAAACAGAUUGCCCAGCUGACGCACGAGUGGGCCUGCCAUCGCCAGCACAGGCCGACAGAAGACCAACUGUACUCUGUGUCUGUGUCUGUGUCUGUGUGUGUGUGGUCAGGUUGUCGCGUGAGCGUGAUGAGAAGGAGCAGGCCGAGUGCAGGGUGCUCUUCUUGGAGGACCGUGUGAAAUUCGCUGAGGACCAGCUGCGUGUCAUCGUCGAGCGACUGCGGUGUAAGUAUGCCACGUGUGUGCAUGUCCGCCCGCCCGUCCACACCACACAACUGCUUGCCUUGCCUUCCUCCUUAUUCUCUCCUCUCCCCCGUCAGGCGACUUGGCAACGCGUGACGCGACGAUUCAGUGUCUGGAGCUGCGGCUGGGCACCGGCAGCCACAUCCCAGGCCCUCCGCCGUUCAACGCGGCGGCAUCUGCGUCCUUCCCGCCAUCGUUCCCGCCGCCACCAGCACCACCUAAUGUGCACGAGCCGCCAGGCAUCUCACCAGCACACGCACUGGAUGUGCUUGUGUGUGUGUGUGUGUGUGCAGAGCCAGAGUGACAAGACGAGCAGUAGCGGGAACUCGCCAAUGAGCGACUCGGCCGACAAGGGGGCGGAGGGGGAGGCAGGCAGCAAGGAGAGAGAGGGCAGCAGCGGCAAAGAGGAUGGCGGCCAUGCCGAAGGCGAGAAGUUGACGGACUACCAAAAACUCCAGAGUAUGAUCAGUGGGGCACGUGAUUGAUGGAUGGAUUGAUAUUUGCUUGGUUGGUGCGGUUCAUUGUCAGAGAUACUCUUUGUGCGUGAGGAGCAGCUGGGCCGCCUGGCCACACAGCUCAACGCCACCAACCUGCAGCUAGAUAAGGUCAGUGCAGUGAGCCACACACGCCUGUCGGAUGUAUCCGUGUCUGUCCAUCGCCUGUCGUCUGUCUAUCUGUCUGUCUGUCUGUCUGUCUGUGUCUUCCUGUCCAGCAAGCUCACGAGACGAAGCGGGCGCUCGCGGCCAUCGAGCAGCUUCGGAAUAAGGUAGGUAGAGACCACAACAGGUCCUCUGUACCUGUGUGUGUGCAUCUUCGUGUUGUCUUUUCCGGCCAACCGGCAGAACAUAGAGUUGACACAUGGCCUGAGGCGCGAAGCACGAGUGCGCGAAGAGCUAGAAAGACGAACAAGGGUACGGGGCACAGAAAGACCGACCCGGGAGGAUGCAUAGCUAUGCAUCCCACCUGUGUGCUGUGUGUGCAGAAGGUGGGUCGUGCGGAGCAACACAUGCAGUACCUCAUGAACGCGUCCUUCCCCGUCAUGCUGCCACUGUACGACUCGUCGCCGCCAAGCGUCCCCCCUGCCCGGCCCCCCUCCCACGCCCGCCCGCCCCCUCCCCCUCUCGCCGAGUACCCAGCCAACACUCGGCCGGCGGCCAUCGACACCAAUGGCAGUGGCAACAGCGGGCAGCAGGGGCCCUCACCCACCGCCCCACCCACCGCUUUCCUGUAAGUCUGCCAAAUUUCGGAUCGAUGGAUGGAUGGAUGGGUGUUUACAUUCAUUCAGCAUCCCGCCACACGAGUUCCUGGCGGCACUGAGGGCCGAGGUGGAAGCCCUGCGCGACCAGGUGGACAGGCAGGCGAGACCUGCACCCGCUCAGGCUCAGGCGCCCCCACCGCUGGCCCACACGCCUCCUUCGUGCGUGACGCGGCUGACACGGUCCGACACGAUGGAGGAGGGAGAGAGGGAGGGCGAUGGAGAGGUGGACGACGGCCCCUCAUCGGCGCCGAGCCAGGUCACUCACCACGGUCAGCAUGAGCAGCCGGCCGACCCAGCCCUGAUGUCGUCACGCGUCGUAGAGGAGCAGACCCAUGGAGCAGAGUACACACGUAACGGCUGCACCUAUGGCGGUGGCUCUGGCGAUGGCGAUGAUGAUAGUGGCGAGAUCGACACAAUAGAGGUGACGCUGCUGGCCAACGUGGCUGUGGACGUCCGCGAGGAGAUCGAUGUGUGCCCUUUGCAGCGGCCUGGAGAAGGGCAUAGGCAGCCCGGGGACAAUCACGGGGAGGGCAGGCCGAUCGAUGGCGGCUGAUGGGGUAGACAGACAGAUGGACAAACAAACAACCGGAUGAGCGGAUUGAUGACAGUUUGUCCGCGUGUCCUAGGGUACAUGUCCGCUGGUAAUCUUGUGUGAGGCCGGGGGGGAGGGUGCGCCUGCUUGUACAUGGCUGGAACUGGACCGACCUUGCCGAUCAAUCC
Vitrella brassicaformis is the source of this 2692-nucleotide messenger RNA. The record is from the annotation of a GenBank genome assembly. NCBI's taxonomy places the organism in Eukaryota, Vitrellaceae.